Molecule: messenger RNA, 1824 nt
Organism: Alternaria novae-zelandiae
Lineage: Eukaryota; Fungi; Ascomycota; Dothideomycetes; Pleosporales; Pleosporaceae
Exons: 4
Coding region: 1-1824 (607 amino acids)
Source: RefSeq, a predicted model, not a curated record
AUGGCACCCUUUGAGAGCAACGCAGCUCGAAGAACAGUGCUGGCCAUCACGCGAUGGGUGGGCUCGCCUAUCGCAUCGCUGUCCUACGUACUUUGGAACAUCAAGGUCUCCGCCAAAGCUGCCUUGAUGGUCGACAUGGCUGUUAAAUACGACGACAAGACGCCCGAAUACGAGGAGCUCGAUUUCUUUAUUUCCAUCUUGUGGUUCUUGUUUGCUUUCGCACUUUCCAUCCAGGAUGCUUUUAGUGAACUAGGAGCCAAUACCACUGCUCACGAUCUAGCGUUGGGCUGUCUGCUGGCUUGGUUCCCCGUCCUCAUCAUGAGCUCUAUCGUAGACCGCAACCCAAUCGCAGCAGAAGCGAUCCGCAAGAAACUGAACACCUUGGUCGACCACGUUCGCAUUUCUUUACGUGACCCGCCGAAUCGUAGGGAGUACCUUAAACUCUACCAAGGAGAGGAAAACUACCCUGAUUUGGAAGACAGGAUCGAGAAUGUAGCGAAGAAAGAACGGUGCAUGGACGAAUUUUUUGUGGAUUUCGCUGGUCAAGCACGCGUUAGGUGGCAUUAUGGUGCCGCACAUGCCAUUUUGUGUGACAUCGAGGAUUGCUAUAUUCAAAAGAAGGGCCGUGACUGGCUGGCAAUCGAACACGAAGCACGAGCCUAUCUGGUAUUGGGUGCCGUCAACGACGAGGGUUUGGUUUGGUUCGAUUUCCGAGAGUUCUGGCAAAUCUUCAGUGCUAUCGUCAUCGUCGGUGGAAGUUGCGGAGGCGCAUUUAUCUUGAGCUACUUCACGCCCACUAUCGGUCUCGGUUGUCGUAGCGGAGGGUACACCAUAUUCUUCAGCGUCGCAACGGGCCUGCUUAUCGUCGAAAUGGCCGUCUGGAUUAACUGGGCGGGUGGUGGUGGCUACCUUGAUUUCAGUCAACAAUUCACGUCGAACGGCUACGGUAUUACCUUGACCUGGGUAUCGGGUACCUCAUUGACCGCGUCAGUCAUGGGUCUAUCUAUGUUCUAUAUCACGGUAGAAUGGUGUCAGCAGUCUCACCUCUCAACCGAAGACUACGACGACGCCAUGGAAGGUUUACGAUUGACCCGCAAAUAUCGAUUGCGGACAAUGCACGCUCGCCGCAUAUCCCGUGCCACAUUGGCUCAACUAGGAAAACUCGGUUUCGCUAUCGGUAAACUGAUUAACGUGGUCGGUGCCGAUAAAAAGCCACGGAAAACGCUCAUGUGGACCUGGGAUACCACAAAGAAACCAGUCCUCUCUCGCGCAGAUUCUGCAUAUGCAAGAAACAAUAGCUAUAGGCACCCCACAUUCCCGUUCGAGCGGACGCGCAACAUCGCUGGAACGCAUAAUGCUGUGCUCGAUACAUCCGCUACAGCACACUCCUCAUCCUCGCCAGCAAUCACACCACGUGGAAUACACAACGAAAGCAACGCCCCGGUCGUACCACUCAGCGUGCCCAGUGGUUCGCGUAUAAGUGAUGACUCUUCGACACCUUUUAUCCCGACGGCAUUACAAGAGCACCAGCAACAUGAAGUAGAGGACCCAAUGAGCAACGAGGAGCAUAGCAAUGAGGAGCAUAGCAACGAGGAGCAUAGCAACGAGGAGCAUAGCAACGAGGAGCAUAGCAACGAGGAGACUCCUUUCUUCGAGCAAGGACGCAUGCGCACCAGUACACGAACUUGGCUCAAUCCGCCGAAUCCGCUGCAAAACCGACGAGGGUAUCGUCGCGCAAAAUCGGAUCCAGAGUUUUCGCACGAUGGUGGAGAUGUUGGAAAUGUUGAAUUAGUAGUCUCACAAGAACCACCAAACCGGAGAUAA